AUGUCCCGCACACUAUGCAUCACCGCCGCUGACGGCCAGAUUGGCCACAUGGUUACCGAACUGCUCCUUACCAGCGACCAGUUCAAACCGAAGAUCAAGAAAUUGGUUUGCGUCACCCUCCAUCCCGAGAAAUGCACAGAUCUCGAAGAGAUGGGCGCUAAAAUCAUCACUCAUAAACACAGUGAUCCCGCAGGGCUUGUGGAAUCUCUCAAGGCAUCUAGUGUCGACACCAUAUUCAUGAUCCCUCCUGCACAUGCCCAUAAGCUGAAGCUUUCACGAGAUUUGCUCAAGGCUAUCAUAGCCGCUGGAAUCAAAAACACAGUCUUGCUCAGUGCAGCUGGGACUGACCUCGCCGAGGAAAAGACCGAGCCCCACCUUCGCCAAUUCACAAAGAUCGAAACUGAAUUGAUGCAUAUGCGGUAUAAUGAGGGUAUGGAGAAAGCAAGCUCUUGUAUCAUUCGCGCUGGGUAUUACGCUGAAAACCUCUUGCUCUGUGAGAAGGACGUGAUAAACAACGGAAGGCUUCGUCUGCCGAUCGGUGACAAAAAUUCAUUCGCCCCUAUCGCGCUUGGCGAUGUUGUCAAGGUCGCGGCUCAUAUCCUGGUCAGUCAGGGCCCGAAAGGUUUGAGUGAUCGAUUCCGAGACCAGUUGAUCACGCUUACGGGACCAGAGACGUGCGACGGAGUUGAGUUGGCCGCUGCGGCUUCUCAAGAGGGAGUUAACAUUGGAUUCGCCGAUAUCUCUGACACGGAGGCGAGACAGCUUCUUGAUUCGGACACUGACGUCGACAACUAUGAGAAACAAUAUCUUCUUGACUACUACUCGCUUGUGCGCGAGGGGAAGACGAACUAUAUCAGUACUCUUGAUUUCGCGGUCAUCACAGGGGAAGAACCUACGAGCCUCCCCGAUUUUUUCAAAAUGUAUGGGUCGAAGUUCAAACCAAAGAAGUGA
Messenger RNA from Suillus clintonianus, 951 nucleotides. RefSeq lists its product as uncharacterized. The record is from RefSeq and is a predicted model, not a curated record. The transcript has 4 exons. Bases 1 to 951 code for a protein of 316 amino acids. NCBI's taxonomy places the organism in Eukaryota, Fungi, Basidiomycota, Agaricomycetes, Boletales, Suillaceae.